GUCCUCUCUCCGGAGCUCCCUCCCCCCGUGCGUCCGCUUCGGAGCCGGAUGUUGGCGGAGCUUUGACAGGAGGAGGCGGCGGCAGAGGCAGCUUCGGCAGCGGCGGCUCUGCAGGGCACGACCAAGCGCAGCAUGGCCAUGGAUCCUCUCUCCGAUCUGCAGGAUGACCUAGCCUUUGACAACACCAACCAGGCCCUGAACCAGCUGAAGCUGGCUUCCAUUGAUGAUAAAAACUGGCCGUCUGAUGAAAUGCCUGACUUUCCCAAAUCCGAUGACUCCAAGAGCAGCUCCCCGGAUCCUGUCACACACCUGAAAUGGGACGACCCUUACUAUGACAUAGCCCGACACCAGAUUGUGGAAGUGGCAGGAGAUGACAAAUAUGGGCGGAAGAUCAUCGUAUUCAGUGCCUGUAGGAUGCCUCCAAGCCACCAGCUGGAUCAUGUUAAACUCCUGGAGUACCUGAAGCACACCUUGGAUCAGUAUGUGGAGAGUGACUACACCCUGUUGUACCUGCACCACGGCCUGACCAGUGAGAAUAAGCCCUCCCUCAGCUGGCUCCGGGAUGCUUACCGGGAGUUUGACCGCAAGUACAAGAAGAACAUUAAAGCCCUGUACAUUGUGCACCCCACCAUGUUCAUCAAGACGCUGCUGAUCCUCUUCAGACCCCUCAUUAGCUUCAAGUUCGGCAGGAAGAUUUUCUAUGUGAACUACCUGAGUGAGCUGAGUGAGCACGUCAAGUUGGAGCAGCUGGGCAUCCCCCGCCAAGUGCUCAAGUAUGACGACUUCCUCAAAUCCACCCAGAAAACCCCGGCCACAGCUCCCAAGCCCAUGCCCCCUCGGCCCCCGCUACCCAACCAGCAGUUUGGGGUCUCGUUGCAGCACCUCCAGGAGAAGAGCGCUGAGCCUGAACACCUGCCCCUUGUCCUCAGAGAGACUGUUGCCUACCUGCAAGCCCAUGCUCUUACCACAGAGGGGAUUUUCCGAAGAUCAGCCAACACUCAGGUUGUGCGGGAGGUGCAGCAGAAGUACAACAUGGGGCUGCCGGUAAACUUUGAGCAGUAUGACGAUGUGCACCUCCCAGCGGUCAUCCUGAAAACCUUCCUUCGGGAGCUGCCUGAGCCGUUGCUCACUUUUGACCUCUACCCCCACGUUGUGGGCUUCCUCAAUAUUGACGAGGACCAGAGAGUGGCAGUGACCCUCCAAGUCCUGCAGACCCUGCCUGAGGAAAACUACCAGGUGCUGCGCUUCCUAACAGCCUUCCUGGCCCAGAUCUCCGGCCAUAGCGACCACAACAAGAUGACCAACACUAACCUGGCUGUGGUCUUCGGGCCCAACUUGCUGUGGGCUAAGGAUGCUGCCAUCACUCUCAAAGCCAUCAAUCCCAUCAACACCUUCACCAAGUUCCUGCUGGAUCACCAAGCAGAGCUGUUCCCCACUUCAGAGGGGCCCUGAGUGCCCCUCGUUUCCAUCCCACCCCCUCCUCCCCCUCUUCUCCGGCAGCCACCGUCCAUUCCCUUGGCCUCGUCCCAGUGGAUUCCCCAUGCAGGAAUAAGCCUCGGGGUCCUGAGAGGUGCCAGUGCUCGGGAGGGAGAGCCCUCCUCUGUGAUGGGUACAGAGUUCCCAGCCAGGGAAACCCUUCUGUUGUGCGCCCACAGCCUCGCCCAGGCCCCCCACCCCACUGAGGCUCCAGAGGCCUCUCUUUUUCAACAUUCCUUCUCUCAGCAGCCUUAUACUCCUACACUGUCUCUAUGGUGCCCAGGAUGCUGGAGGUUUCCCUGAUGCCGAAAUCUGGCUUUCAAGAUGGGGAAAGGGGCAUCCCUGACAAGCUGUUUUCCCCUUGCCCUCCCUGUUGCCCUGGUACCUGCAGAUGACUGCCCACGGGGCUGGUGGCUCUGGGGCCGGUUGUCGCCUCCAUGGUUUGUGUUCAGUGUGACCAGGAGAGUGUCCCGAUUCCCAGAAAACGUUCCGGGCCAGGCUAAGGCCAUACCCCCCCACAGUGGGGGUCCCUUGGUUUGGGGACCAGUUUCAGUGACAUUGGCCCUGCCAGGUAGCACCUGGCUCUACACCCCUUUCCACCUCCUAGAUUCCCAUUGUCUGCUGACCGGUCAGAGGACUCCGGAUUGGAUGGUGGCGUUGGAAGAGGGGAAGCCCCUUCAUGGUCUUGGUUUCUGGUACUGGGGACUCAGAAGCCCCUCCCUCCACUCCAGAGUCGUAGAGUAUCUCCCUGAGGUUUGGUCAGUGACAGGUUUGUCCACGUUCCUUAGGUGCCUCCAUCCACUCCUUCCCAGCCUUAGACGAGAUUCCUGAAACCUCAGGGCUUGUGUGGACUCUGUUGUGUCAAACCCGGGGUGCCAGUCACCUUGGACCUUAACAUUUUUUUUUUUUUUUGCCAAGUUAGCCCCUUGGGAGCAGGGCACUGGAAUCAGAGCACCGUUUGUUGCUCCGUGUUCUAGGGGCUUCCUGAAGGUUGGGUUUGAAGGGCCUCUUGUAGCUGUGCCUUGAGGGUAGAGGUGGCUUUGAUUGAUUGGCCUUUGGACCUUCAGGCCUGUCUCCAGGCUCCUGCAGGCCAUGGGGCUCUUCUCAGUAUGUUCCUGUCAGAUGAGUCCAUGAUAACUCCAUGCAGCCCUACAGACCCAGGCAGCCUAGAGCCAACCACCCGCUGUCCUUGAGAACCUUCUAUAAUGCCAUUUAAAAAAUGUCCCUUAUGACCUGUCCCACUAGUAUGUGUCCAGAGCUGAUCUGCCCCUUUUCCUCUUUUGUCCCCUCCCCCCUCAGCCCUGGGGGAGCUCCCAUUCCUUGUUCCUCUGCCCCCACAUCCCUGGGCAGGAGCAGAUCUGCCUGGAGCUCAGCAUCUUCGUGGCCUUUGCUGACCUCUUGCUCUCUUUUCUGACCUGAUUAAGCCAGCCCUUCCUGCCCACUGUCUGGGGGACUGAGGCUGUGCACUGGCCUGACUGAGCUCUUUCCUCUUGAGGUUACAGGUACUAGUGAGGCCCUGGAAGCUGUCCCCUGUCCCUAUCUGCCCCUUCUGCUUUCGGUCCUCAUGUGUGUACUGCAUUUGCCUGCGGCCUCUCCCCCCAACUCCCUGCCUUUUAUGGGGAGGUUUUUUGAGCUGUCUCGUCCCUUUCCUCCUAGCGGCCUUUCCCACUGGUCUGCCUCUGGGAGGGCUCGACUGUGAAAUGAGUUCACAUUCACACUUAUCGACUUCCUCUGCACCAAUCGUGUAUUUCACCAUUUGCACUUUUUGUAUUUCAAUAAAAAUAGAGAUCAAAAAAUA
This is a messenger RNA of Vombatus ursinus (common wombat), 3274 nucleotides long. It is a transcript of the gene ARHGAP1, whose product is annotated as Rho GTPase activating protein 1. The transcript is spliced from 13 exons. Bases 133 to 1452 code for a protein of 439 amino acids. Lineage: Eukaryota; Metazoa; Chordata; Mammalia; Diprotodontia; Vombatidae. Gene Ontology annotation, biological process: negative regulation of endocytic recycling; small GTPase-mediated signal transduction. Gene Ontology annotation, cellular component: cytoplasm. The record is from RefSeq and is a predicted model, not a curated record. Gene Ontology annotation, molecular function: GTPase activator activity.